Molecule: messenger RNA, 330 nt
Organism: Benincasa hispida (wax gourd)
Lineage: Eukaryota; Viridiplantae; Streptophyta; Magnoliopsida; Cucurbitales; Cucurbitaceae
Source: RefSeq, a predicted model, not a curated record
AUGGGGUUGAAGUGGAUUCUGAAUUCUGCCUUUACUCAAGUUCUGGGGCUCACGGACAAGCAACAACACAAUCAGAAGGAGGCAGGAGAAGGAAUCGAGAAUGUGGAGCAAGUGAAGGAGGCGCAAGAUUGUUUCUAUGGAGGUUUGAAUUUUGAAAGUGGGUUUCAAAUGCCACUUCAUUAUCCCAGGUAUACGAAGGAGGAUUACGAGAAAAUGGAGGAAGGUAAGUUGGAUUUGCUUCUGAAACAAUAUGGACUCUGUUUUGAUGGUACCCUUGAGGAGAAAAGGGCAUUUACUAUCGGGACGUUCUUGUGGCCUGACCAACUUUGA